Schizosaccharomyces cryophilus OY26 is the source of this 1790-nucleotide messenger RNA. RefSeq lists its product as uncharacterized. The record is from RefSeq and is a predicted model, not a curated record. Gene Ontology annotation, cellular component: trans-Golgi network; TRAPPII protein complex. Gene Ontology annotation, biological process: intra-Golgi vesicle-mediated transport. Bases 107 to 1636 code for a protein of 509 amino acids. Lineage: Eukaryota; Fungi; Ascomycota; Schizosaccharomycetes; Schizosaccharomycetales; Schizosaccharomycetaceae. The transcript has 3 exons.
UCGAAAAGUAAGCAAUCCCAGUUUCUCUUUCUGACCAUUGCUCUUCAUCUUGUGAAAUUGAAAUUAGAACUAUUUGGCAUCUUCCCAUGCCAAAAAAUAUUUUUUAAUGCAGGAAGAAUCUGUAAAACUUGAUUUCUUUCUUUCUUUUUCGCCUGUUACCGAACAUGAAUUGAAUUUUUUAAAUACUUACUUUUCACAAAGUAAUCAAAUCAAACUAUAUUAUGGCGAAUCCUUUUAUGUGAACAUUGUCCUUUCGAAACCUUCGCAGGAAAAGUUUGAUCAAGCUUUCGAAGAAUUUAACAUUGAGGGAAACUUAUAUAACAACACUCCCAAUAAUCACUCAAACUUAGCAACUAGCAUUCGCAAAACUAGGGCAUUUAGUUUUACGACAAAGGAUUUAACAGCCCUAAACUGGUCCGAUGGUGAAAAAGAUUACAGACUUUUUUCACGUCUCAUAAAGCUGGAUACUUUUUCACUUCCUGAUCAUAAGCUAGAGAUUUACGUGGAUAAUGCAGACAGUCAACAAAUCUCAGACCAAAGUUUGUUAAAAGCUGAAGGGGAUGCUACUGGAGACAUAUCUUCAUAUAUAGGAAAUGAUGGAAAUGACGAUUACAUAACUGAUGUUGAUGUAGAUUUUAACAUAUUGGGAUCCCUUUCCAAUGAUGCUCGAUUCCAAUCAAAUCCACCGCUUCUCCCAGCUUCGUAUAUAUCAGGAAACAUCCAAUUAGAAGAUCUGAAAUCGAAGCCAAAUCAUAUUUCAAAAAAACGCUAUUUUAAUUGUGCUAUCCCUGUUAUGGUAAAGUUACGCUCUUAUAUGAUUGACGAGAUAACUCAGUACAUCACUUUUAUACUUGCACCAGACUCGUCUUGCCAUAGCUUUAUUCUGAAAAACUUUACACCUAAAUCAACCUCCUCAAGCCUUGCCCUUUUUGGACCAAAGUCUGCUGAUGGUUUCAAUGCAACACUUACAAGUCCCGAUUUAUUUUCAAUCAUUUAUCAAUUAAAAUUGCAGCCAUCUGCUUAUAGGAUCGAAAUCGAUUGUUUUUGUGAAGGAACUAUCGUAAGAAAACUGAAUGGGGCCUAUGUGAAGGGUAUGCCGUUUGUAUACAAGCACCCUUCUAUGUUCAUUAUGCGAAAAAGUAACUUACAUAAGCAUUCUAAACAGGUAUCUAGUAGUGGUUCGACAACAACGCCGACUGCCUUACUGAAUUUGCUUGAUAUGUCUGCAAGCGCCCCUUCUUAUGUGAAAGUUGGUACUGCUUUUCCAGUAGGUAUCAAUCUGUACAAUCCUUCGGACGUUCCUAUGGAACUACUUAUACAGGUUCCUCUGUAUACUUAUGAUGAGUUGUUUAUUACUGAUGAUGGAUCAAACCAUGCGAAAACAAAUGAUGGGUUGCCUUCAUUUCCUCCUACGAAACCUGAACAGAUCAUAAAGCUUCCAGGCUUAAUUGCUUCUACCACUAGUUUUCAUACCGGGAUUGUUUCACCAAAAUGUGAAAAAGAUUUUGAAUUACAAUUUCUUGCCUAUCGAACGGGGUCUUAUGAUCUAUCCUCCAUAACUGUUGAAGACAUUCAUCGUCAUGUACAUAACCCCAGGAAAGUAUCGGAUGGCCUACAAAUAAUUGUUGAAUCAUGAAUUUUAGACUAUCCUUUACUUUGAGAUGUACACCUAUAAGCAAUUAAAUUAUUAAUGGCAUCAAUUAGAAUACCAAAGUCUUGUUAAUCCUAUCCUAAUAUUAAAAUACCCUAACGAUCAGAGAAAGUAUAAAAAAUCGUUUACUGUAAUAAAG